Cavenderia fasciculata is the source of this 1788-nucleotide messenger RNA. RefSeq lists its product as uncharacterized. Bases 1 to 1788 code for a protein of 595 amino acids. Lineage: Eukaryota; Evosea; Eumycetozoa; Acytosteliales; Cavenderiaceae. The record is from RefSeq and is a predicted model, not a curated record. Gene Ontology annotation, molecular function: protein binding. The transcript is spliced from 7 exons.
AUGAAACUUUAUAAUAGUUUAUUACUUUAUUUUAUAUUUUUAAAUAUUUGUAUUAAUAAUGGAUUAAUCAAUGGUUAUUUGAUUAAUGGUUUUGAAGAAGGAUCAUGUGAAUUGAUUCAAAAUAAUUCAAUAUGUGCACCGUUUAUAUACUCUGAUAUCAACCAGCAACAACAACAACAACAACAAUAUGUUUAUAUACCACAAAAUACAACUUUAACCAAUUUAGAAUCAGAUUUAAAAGAUAAUCCCUGUAAAUUAUAUAUCCAACAACUUCUUUGUUCAAUUAAUUUUCCACCAUGUAAUAAUAUAACAAUUGUCGAUCCAAACAAUAAUAAUAACACCAAUUAUAAUAUUGUAUUACCAUCAUAUCCUUGUUUUAAUGUUUGUGAUAUUGCAUAUCAAUCAUGUGCUGGAAUUCAAGAAUAUUUACCACAAUGUAAUGGAGCUGCACCUGGUGGUGGUGGUAUUCCACAAUUCCCUCAAACAACAAGUACAUUUAAUAUUACAAUCAAUGGAUCAACAAGUAGUAAUAUUUAUCAAAAUGAAACAACUCAAUGUAAUCAUAAUUAUAUUGGUCUUGGUGUAUUUGGAUGUCCAUCACCAUUGGUAUAUGCACCAAAUAGAACAAAAGAUCUUUAUUUUGGAAUAAGUGGAGAUUGUGUAUUACCAUGUCCAUUUGAACUAUGGGAACAUGAUAAAGAAUUAUUGUUUUAUAUGUUCUCUUUACUUGUAUUCAAUGGUUUUUUACCAAACAAUAUAACAUCUACAAAUGAAGCUAUUUUAUAUGUUGCUAUUGGUGCUUUUUUACUUGCUAUUUCACAAUUUCAAAAUCAAUUUGAAAAAGAUUUUCAAUGUUCACAAGAAGAUCCAGGAAGAUAUGUAGUUCAAUCAGAUGUUAAAUGUGGUAUUAAUGGAUUCUUGUUUCAAUUGGGUGCAAUGUUAUCGGUACUUGGUUGGACACUAUCUAGUUAUGAUUUCUAUCGAGCUAUUCAUAUGUUGCCAGUCAAGAAAUCAUUCUAUUAUAUCCGUAUUGCAGUGUAUGUGGUCAUUGUGCUAUUGGUGUUUAUCCCCUUUGCAGGACAAAAGUAUGGUAGUACUCUUGUGAGCAGUGGUUGUUGGAUCACUGGUGACAAGACAGACCCAUGGCCAUACAUAUUCUUUUAUGCCAUCGUACUUCCAUGUAUUGUAUAUAUUGUAUGGUGUACUGGAUGGACUACUAAACGUAUCUACGAUGUUUAUAAUCAUAUCCAAGGAAAAGCUGUUUUAUUUUAUAAUAUUAAAUUAUUAGUGGUAAUGAUAUUAUUUUUAUUUAGUGCAGUAUUUGCAAUAUCAUAUAAAUUUUAUAUGGAUCAACAAGCAGAUGAAAUUCAAGAUGCCCUAGAGUUGUGGGUUAGAUGUAUAUUGGAAAAGGGUGAGACUAAUUGUCGGUUGAAUAUUCCUGAUUUCAAUCUCAGACUUUUAGAAGCUAUUACAACAAACACUUGGGGUAUACUUGGUUUUAUAGCAUUUGCACUGGAUGCAUCACUGAUUACAGUUAUCAAAAAAUCAGACCGAGCCAACAAGAUGUUGAAAUAUUUUGGAUUCCAAUUCCAAGUUGAAGACGAUCUGGCCAAGAGAAAGGCAUCAAUGUCUACAGCUGGUACACGUCUUGCCAGAGUCAGAGCAGCAACUAUUUUAAAUACUACCUCUUCCACUUCUACAUCUACAUCUUCUUCUUCUACUACAACUAGUACUAGUACUGCCACUGAUGAUAAUAAUAGUGGUGUUUCUAUUGUUUAUAAUAAUUAA